AUGUUGGUGCUGCCAAAUGGACCUCCAUGUGGUGGAGACCUGACUCAGACACAAGGGGAAUUUUUCAGCCCAAAUUUCCCCGAUGAAUAUCCAGAAGAUACAAACUGCAUAUGGAGGCUCCUGAGCCCUGAGCAGCAGGUGGUGUCGUUAACCUUCGUGUCUGUUGAUAUCGAGUUCUGCCCCGACUGUAACUGUGACGCUGUAUACGUGUAUGACGGCCCGUCUACUUCAUCUCUGUUAUUGGGAACUUUGUGUGGACAUGGAAGGAAGACCUUCAGCUCAAGCAGGAACACUCUAACUGUGGUUUUCUCCAGCGAUAACUCUAUUAACGGGACAGGAUUCAUCGCACACUGGAACUUUACAGAUUCCCCAUCCUGCAGGUAUAACUGUGGUAACAAUCUCAGUGUGUGUUCCUGCACCAGCGACUGUCAGGACAACAGAAACUGCUGUUAUGAUAAUAAUGAGUACUGUUCCACAACUGUCCCUGAAACAACACCACCAUCUUCAGUGUCUGGCACAACAGAAGAAACCACAACAACAAUAGAAAAAGAAACAACAGCAGAAGAAACAACACCAGAAUAUUGUACAGACAGAGAUGAUCUUGAAGGUGGAGUUGUGUGUGGUGAAGAUCUGACUCAGUCGAAAGGGGAAUUUUUCAGCCCCAAUUAUCCCAAUAGUUAUCCAGAGGCAGAGUGCACAUGGAGACUCCUUGGUUCUGAGCAGCAGUUGGUUAUGCUAAACUUCACAUUUGUUAAUGUGAAGUGGUGGUUGGACCUGAUCCAUGUGUAUGAUGGCCCAAGUGACGAGUAUCCACUUUUGGACAUUCUGACUGGAAAUCGUAGAAAUGCUUUCAAUUCCAGCGGCAGAUACAUGACAGUCACUUUCUCCAGCUAUGAAAGCAUGGUUUACAAAGGGUUUCAUGCGGAAUGGAAUUUCCUGGAGAACCCAUCCUGCAGGUGUAACUGUGGCUACAACCUCAGUGUGUGCUCCUGCACCAGUGACUGUCGGGACAACAGAAACUGCUGCUAUGAUUAUGAUGAUUAUUGUUCCAGUUCAACAACAACACCAGUCUACUGUUUCACUACAACUGGUGCAGAGACAACAACACCAACAGUGUCUGGCACAACAGAAGAAACCACAGCAACAACAACAGAAAAAGAAACAACACCAGAAGAAACAACACCAGAAUAUUGUACAGACAGAGAUGAUCUUGAAGGUGGAGUUGUGUGUGGUGAAGAUCUGACUCAGUCGAAAGGGGAAUUUUUCAUGCACAUGGAGACUCCUUGGUUCUGA
This is a messenger RNA of Ictalurus furcatus (blue catfish), 1293 nucleotides long. Its product is annotated as bone morphogenetic protein 1-like. NCBI's taxonomy places the organism in Eukaryota, Metazoa, Chordata, Actinopteri, Siluriformes, Ictaluridae. The coding region runs from base 1 to 1293 and encodes 430 amino acids. The record is from RefSeq and is a predicted model, not a curated record. The transcript is spliced from 16 exons.